AUGCCCACAGAGAAUAUGUCAGAGGGCACGGUUAUCAGGCGCUUUUUGGAUAGGGAAUUCGCCUGGUCGCUAACCCGGUUACUGUCGGGUUUUAGCUUUUCCUUGCUGAAGAAUCUCAAUACUUCAAGUGUGCCGGCAGCUGCUUUAGAGGGGUCAAAGUUAAUUUACUGUUUACCUUCCAAACUGGAGAAUCUUUAUAUAACAGAGGAGGAUGCGAACUAUCGAUGUGAAGGUGUCUUAACCCCACUGUUAACAGACUACAUUGGGUGGAAAUCCGAGUCUACAAACUCGGCAUAUCCAAUGCCACUGAAACUUAUUUCUAUUACUUCAUUUCGCAGCUACUGGUCCAAACAGGCCGACACUUUGUAUAUCUUUUGUGAAGAGAGAGGAGUGAAACUCCAACUCAGAUACCAGCAUGGACCUGUUCGCAGUUCCAUCUUAGGCACACUUCGCUGUAUUGAUUGUCAGAUGCCCGCAGGCAGGGCUGCGUUGGUCACAUAUGCGCUGAUGAUGGGAAUGCAUGUGCUGUCCCCGGACAGAUUCCACAAGCGAGGUAGCUACACUAACAAGACAGGUCGCGAUCAAAGGCCUUUUGCCACACUGCGGAUUUCUUAUUCGGGCGAUAUUGUUGACCUUAAUCGGAAGCUCUAUGAGCAAGGGUUCUCCGUACACGAUGUUUUCGCUGUCCUUGAUCUGGGUUAUGAACUCUAUGAAAUUGGACUUACCCAGAAGAAAUUGGCUGAGUUUCAACAAAAAUGGCGGGAGCACUUGCAAGAGCAAUUUAGCGAGCACGAUAAACAUGUUGAACGACAUCGUAAAGUUGGGGUGGCUGAUAGGUGA
This is a messenger RNA of Paracoccidioides lutzii Pb01, 840 nucleotides long. RefSeq lists its product as hypothetical. Bases 1 to 840 code for a protein of 279 amino acids. The transcript is spliced from 3 exons. The record is from RefSeq and is a predicted model, not a curated record.